AUGCUGCGACAAAUAAAACAAGGCGGAGAGUUUUGUGCUGCACAGUCACAACGUCCUGGCGAGAACGUCAACUUCAGUGGAUGUAGAGCAAUAGUCGUUCCGUUCAACAUUCGUUUGUCCCUCUGUAACAUCAGAGGACAUUCUUAUAGUUUGGAAAAAUUUGAACUCACCCUACUUGUAGACAAUUUU
Molecule: messenger RNA, 189 nt
Organism: Opisthorchis viverrini
Lineage: Eukaryota; Metazoa; Platyhelminthes; Trematoda; Opisthorchiida; Opisthorchiidae
Exons: 3
Source: RefSeq, a predicted model, not a curated record